Anisakis simplex (herring worm) is the source of this 2451-nucleotide messenger RNA. Lineage: Eukaryota; Metazoa; Nematoda; Chromadorea; Rhabditida; Anisakidae. The record is from the annotation of a GenBank genome assembly.
GAUGCGCAGGAGUUCAUGGCGCAUGUUUUCGAUCAGGUGAGUGAUGAAUGUAGUAAAGUUAUAAGUGAACGAUUGGGUAAUGAACAAUUAGCAAACGAUGAAGUGAAAGUGCCAAAUAAUCCGGUGAUAACGAAUUUCAUGUUCAAAAUCCAAAAUUAUAUCGUCUGUGAAAGUUGUGGGCAUACAAGCAAAACAUCUGAGGAGAGCACUAGUCUACCAAUCGAUUUCGCUGUCACGGACUCGAGGCAUGAAGAAACUCCGCUCCAUAGAAUAGUGUCGAUACAGACAAUGUUGGAUGAUUGCUUAAGAAAUGAGAAAGUGGAACAUCGUUGUGAUUCGUGUGGCUCAAACAGUGCUGAGAUCAAGCAUAAAUUCCAGAAAAUACCACGAUGUUUGGUGAUGUAUUUGAAACGAUAUACGUUCGAAGGAGUGAAGCGUACAGACAAUGUGGAGAUUCCAUUAUAUGUUACACUGAAAGGGCAUUGCACGGAUACGAUGGAAUCUUAUGAGCAAGUUCCAUUGAGCACAACCAAGAUUGAUCUGUUAUCUGUGGACAGUUCGAUAGAAAGGGAAGACUUGUUGACACCUCAAAAAAGCCAGUCAAAUGAUUCUGAGAGGGUGACUUCUCCAACUGACGAGAAUGACGACUCGCAGAAUCUGUGCACACCUCUGAAUGUUUCGAAAAUUGAUUCGACCUGCCGAACAAGUUUGGAGACUUUGCAAAGAAACCAUCGCAGGUCGUCUUCGAACGUGCCUCGUAGGUUGUGGUCUUCGUCAAAUAGCAAUGACAUUCCAGGAGAUUUGCGAAAUGAGAGUGUAAGGACUGCAGCAGCAAGUGAGCGACGAUGUCGUUCUUCGGAAACUCGUUCAGGCUCGCUGACGCCUCUGAAGCAACCCGAUACUUUAGCGCCUUACAAGAGCGCCAAUCUUUCCAAGUUGUUGGCCACCGAGAGCUGCGUUCGGGAUGUGGAAUCGCCCCAGCUACCCGAAAUCAUCCUUCCACCGUCAGAUGAAUCGGCAGAUUCGCCAAUGUCUGUCGAUGAUAUUACACCGCCUCUAUCGUCGACGAAAAAAUCGGCGCAAAGGUCGGCGCCUCGAAGUCCUUCUUCGUCACCUCAUGUGGUUGUUCCGAGUCUUGAACGGCAACAUUUGAAUAGCACUAAUAUCGACGCCAGCCGAAGAUGUUCACCGCCUUACGCGACCCCAAAACGCGUUCGUAAAGGACCGUUCACCGACGAGGAGUUGGCUCAAAUGAGUGAAAGUGAGCAGAUGAAAGCGGCCUUGGAGUUGAGUAUUAGGACGGCUGAAUCAGGUGAAGUUGGUGUGAUUGCGAAGGAUUGCGAACAGACUCUCACUGAGGCAGAUGAAGCCGAAUGGAGGUUAGCUACUGAGAUGGCGGUGGCAGAAGAUGAAAAUAUGAAUAAAAUUACCGAAGGUGUCGAUAUCGAGGAAUCCGCUCGGCUAGCACAAGAGCCAGCAGCAACACCACAAGAUGUGCCACUUAAAAACGACGCAAUGAAAACGCCAAAAUCUGAUCAUUUAGAUACUUCAGCUCAAUCAGCUGUCUUGGUGUACGAGCACCGUGGUUUAAGAUCAAUAAAGAGCAAGGCAAUCACGAAUGCAUGGCGAGCCAAAGCUUGUAAAUUCUUACGAGUGAAAAUGGCCGAUGAGAUUGUAUAUCCUGCAGAGAGUGAAGAAGUUGAGAUGAGUCUUCGUGAUCGACCAGCUCGUUGUGGGACGGUUGCCGGCGACGGAAAUUGUCUAUUUCGAGCGUUAGCAUUUGCGAUCACCGGUGGAUCUGACAGACAACAUGCAGCGAUACGACAAUGUAUAACAUCAUUCGAACUGGGAAAUGAGGAUCGUUUUCGGGUUCUUGUUGAAAAGGAUGCGAAAACGUGGGAAGACCACGUUGAUGCGCUGAUUAGCGAUGGCUCAUGGGGUGGUUCCAGUGAACUGACGGCAAUUGCAACAAUGCUCCGAAUUGAAGUAUGGACAUUUUUGGACGGGCGCUGGGUGUGUUAUGCACCUCGUUUUCAGAAAGGUGCGGAGCGUGACGAAAUUGUUGAUAUCCCGAUAAAUGAGUAUCAGCUUGGAUCGAGACCAGCGAUAUACCUGCUGAACGAGCACUGUCAUUACAGUCCAGUUAUCGAACUCUCUAAUAAACGUUUCCUUGCUGAUCAAGCCCUUGAGAGGCGUCUGAAAAUUAAUGCAGAUAGCGGUGAACUGAAACCAUCAUACCGACUGGUCUCGGUUGUAAGUCAUUAUGGUUCGUCAAGUUAUUCCGGUCAUUAUGUAUGUGAUGUAUGGAAUCAGAAGCAAUCCGAGUGGUUACAUUGUGAUGAUAGUUCCGUAUCGGAAAUAAGUGAAAAGAAUGUUCGCAUUGGGCGAACCACUACUGGAUAUUUGUUCUUCUAUAUGGCCAGAGAUGUACUCGAUGAAGAGGCGGUCUGA